Molecule: messenger RNA, 405 nt
Organism: Durusdinium trenchii
Lineage: Eukaryota; Dinophyceae; Suessiales; Symbiodiniaceae
Source: the annotation of a GenBank genome assembly
AUGGCAAUACCUCCCCUUUCUGUGGUUGAGGAGCUUCGGGGUCAGCCGCGACGCACGAAUUCGUGGCUUCGGCAAAUGCCUCAUGCCGUGCUGGCCAGCGAAGCGCAGGAGAUCCUGGCCGCCCUGAGCGAUGCAACUGUGGAGGUGAACGCCUUUCACUUCAGCACAGCAAUGAGUGCUUGCGACAGGUCUGGUCUUUGGCAACACGGCCUGGAGGUGCUCAAAGAAAUGAAGGACAUGCGGAUGCAGCCAAACCUGGUUUGCUGGAAUGGCGCCAUGGCGGCCAGCGAGCACGCCAGCGCAUGGGCAACAACACUGCAGCUGCUCGUGGGUCUCAAAGCUGAAGGGCUGACCGCAGAUGAGAUCAGCAUAAACACUGCGCUGUGUGCGUGCAGGAGGAAAUGA